Messenger RNA from Priceomyces carsonii, 1650 nucleotides. RefSeq lists its product as uncharacterized. Gene Ontology annotation, molecular function: translation initiation factor activity; tRNA binding; ribosome binding. Bases 1 to 1650 code for a protein of 549 amino acids. The transcript has a single exon. Gene Ontology annotation, biological process: translational initiation. NCBI's taxonomy places the organism in Eukaryota, Fungi, Ascomycota, Pichiomycetes, Serinales, Debaryomycetaceae. Gene Ontology annotation, cellular component: cytosolic small ribosomal subunit. The record is from RefSeq and is a predicted model, not a curated record.
AUGUGGUGUAAACCAGUUUUAUUGAAUAAAGAAAAUGGCACUUGGAACAAAAACUUGAAGAUCUAUAAUCUUGCUUUGAAUAAAGUUAUUGUUGAGUGGCCAAACAAACAUCAAAAUGGUUGGAAACCACAGUUUACUCAAGAUGAAAAAAUUUUUGCAAUUGGACAUAAUUCCAAAGAAAUUCAUUUCUUUGAUAUCAAUGAAUCAUUGGAAGAAAUAAAUGUUCAUCAUCCAAACCAUGUUUUCAAGUCGGGCGAUAGUAAACAGACUUUUCAAAAUUUUCAAAUUUCACCUGGAUUAAAUCCUUCGGUGGCUAUUUUUAUACCAGAAAAAAGCGGAAAGCCUGCAAGCGUAUUGAUUUAUAAUGUACCAAACUUCAAUCAACCAAUUUGCUCUAAAAAUUUUUUCAAGGCCGAAAGAUGUCAGCUAAAGUGGAAUUCCUUGGGUACAGCAUUAUUAGCAUUAGCAUCAACAGAUCACGAUACUACAAAUCAAUCUUACUACGGGGAAACAAACUUGUAUUUAUUAGGUAUUGCAGGAUCUUAUGAUUCAAGGAUUGAUUUAAGAAAAGAAGGGCCAAUUCACGAUAUCACUUGGUCUCCUUCUGCAAGAGAAUUUGCUGUCAUAUACGGAUACAUGCCGGCAGAAACAACGUUUUUCGAUUCUAGAGGUAAUGCCAUACAUACAUUACCUACUGCUCCAAGAAACACAAUCUUGUAUUCACCUCACGCUAGAUUUAUUCUUGUGGCAGGAUUUGGUAAUCUCCAAGGUACUGUAGAUGUCUACGACCGUCAAAAAAAGUUCACUAAGAUAACAACAUUUGAAGCCUCAAAUACUUCAGUUUGCGAGUGGUCGCCUUGUGGUCGAUUUAUUUUGACUGCCACGACGUCACCACGGCUUCGGGUAGAUAAUGGAUGCAAAAUCUGGCAUGCAAGUGGAAAAUUGAUUUAUUACAAGGAGUAUCCAGAAUUAUAUUCGAUCGGUUGGAAACCUCAAGGUAUUGAUCAAUUUCCUCCAUUAAAGCAAUUGGAAGAAGCACCUGAGGCUCAAGCUUCCGCAAAGGAAUAUGAAGCUAGGAAACAGGGAUUGCAAUCAUCAGCAGCAAAGAAACCCGCAGGCGCUUAUAGGCCUCCCCAUGCUAGAGGUACUGCUGGCUCUUCUACUAGAACAUCUUUAUAUCAAAAGGAAAUGCAAACUAACUUGAUUGGUGGUAAUGGCUCAGCCAAUGGCAUAAAUCCAUCAUCUGGAAGAGCCAGAGUAGUCCCAGGAGCUGCACCAGCUCCAACGAAGGAAAGCAAGGCUGCAGCUAAAAACAGAAAGAAAAGAGAAGCUAAAAAGCUGCAUCAAUCAGAUGAUACUUCUCCACAGUCGUCGCACGAAGAAUCGAAUCAAACUGAACAAGCUUCACCAUCUCUGUCAAAUGUGUCCCUCUCGGGAUCAAAAGAUAGUACUACGGGUGGGACUGUUGUAGGUGGAGUCGCAUCUAUCGAAGAGAAGAAGAUCAGAUCAUUAUUGAAAAAGCUUAGAGCAAUAGAGACCCUCAAAAUGAAACAAGCAAAUGGAGAGCCUUUAGAGGAUACUCAGGUCAGCAAAAUUAACAAGGAGGGCGAUAUCAGAAAAGAAUUAAGUCAACUCGGUUGGUCUGACUAA